AUGUCGGCAGAAGACAUUAUGUCGACGGGAGAUGUCACUCCGGCUGCGAUUAAGGACACCGGGUAUGUGCUGAUAGGGUUCACUUCGCUAGUUGUCGCUGUGCGGCUUGCUGGCUCCAUUCGUCAGGUCAAGGAUAUCAAGGCAGAAGACUUUCUCAUUCUUAUUGCCUAUGCACUUUUCCUCGAGCUGGCCAUUCUGUACAUCAUCAUCACGCCCGUCAUAUUCCGACUGGCUGCCCUCGAGGGCGGCUUGAUUCCCAUGUAUGCUGGGGUUGAACAUGACAGUUUGCAGCUUCAAAUUUUCUUCUUUGUCACCACAUCCUCGUUAUGGCUGUGCCUGUGGAUGGUCAAGUUCUCGCUGCUAUCGAUGUAUAAGCGUUUUUUGAGUGGAAGGGCAUACAUCAUUGCAUGGUGGCUAAUUCUUGUGUUCUGUAUCUUGUUUUUGAUCGGCUGUAUCCUGUCAUCCUGGUUCUCAUGCUCCAGUUUCCACGCCUGGUUUACUGCGGGAGAAUGCAACACCGCGCGAGACCACCGUGCCUCAGUGAUCAGCCUGUAUUACUCCUAUGCAGUCGAUCUAGCUACAGACUUCUCGAUCAUGGUUCUGCCCCUCGGUCUUAUCUGGAAGCUGAAGAUGGAACGCGCACGGAAACUGAGCAUCAGCGGACUCUUCUGUCUCGGCUGGGUUUGCAUCGUCAUCGCCACCAUUCGUGUCAUCCAGUUGAGAGAUAAUAGUUCCAAUGGCCAGCCCAAGCCAGCAUGGCUGGCGCUGUGGGGAACCAUUGAAGCGUCAAUCGCUGUUCUGAUCGGUUGCGGCCCCGGACUCUACCGCAUCAUCAAAGCCUACAUGUCCCCCUCCGUCCAAUCCUAUCAAUACGGCUCGUAUGCUUUUCAGCGACCAUCCGGCAAUGCGCUCCCUUCGUACAACUCUCAUAUUCAUGGGGGGAAGGAUAUCGCGCUUUCGCGUUUCUCGGUUUUGAGAUCUCACGACUCCGGUGCAUACAGGUCGAACAGUCCCUCAAGCAGUCAGGAAAAGCUGGCGAGCCCUAAGGAGAGGGGUAAUAUCUUGUUGACCUCACAUGUGACGGUCACCGUUGACGAACGAGACGGUUAUAUGGGUGAAAAUCGUAUAUAG
Penicillium lagena is the source of this 1131-nucleotide messenger RNA. RefSeq lists its product as uncharacterized. The transcript has 4 exons. Bases 1 to 1131 code for a protein of 376 amino acids. Lineage: Eukaryota; Fungi; Ascomycota; Eurotiomycetes; Eurotiales; Aspergillaceae. The record is from RefSeq and is a predicted model, not a curated record.